Artibeus jamaicensis (Jamaican fruit-eating bat) is the source of this 967-nucleotide messenger RNA. It is a transcript of the gene CCL22, whose product is annotated as C-C motif chemokine ligand 22. The transcript has 3 exons. The coding region runs from base 22 to 303 and encodes 93 amino acids. Gene Ontology annotation, molecular function: chemokine activity; CCR chemokine receptor binding. Gene Ontology annotation, biological process: cellular response to interleukin-1; immune response; neutrophil chemotaxis. Gene Ontology annotation, cellular component: extracellular region. The record is from RefSeq and is a predicted model, not a curated record. Lineage: Eukaryota; Metazoa; Chordata; Mammalia; Chiroptera; Phyllostomidae.
UGGGACACAGAGGACAGGAGCAUGGCCAGCCUACAGACCGCGCUCCUGGCUGUCCUGAUCCUUCUGGCUAUGGCGCUUCAAGCAACUGAGGCGGGCCCUUAUGGAGCCAACGUGGAGGACAGCAUCUGCUGCCGGGACCACAUCCGUCACCCCGUGCCCCUGCGGUUGGUGAAGGGUUAUUACCAGACUUCACACUCCUGCCGGAGGCCUGGCGUGGUCCUGCUAACCACCAAGGGCCGGCAGAUCUGCGCCCAUCCCGAAUCGCACUGGGUGAAGAGGAUUCUCCAGAGGCUGGUCUUUUGAGGAAGGGUCCUGCCCUGAUGACUGUGGCCUUGGCUCCUCCAGAAAGGCUCCUGGAUCCCUACCUUCCUGCCAUUACAGCUGCUCCCUGGCCAAAGACUCUGCGCUCCCUGAUCUCCAGCCCUGCAGCUGUCAUCCUCCAUGCCACAGCUGUCACUCUCUUCUCCCCUCUUCCUCCUCUAACAUCCUCUGUCCUCCUGUAGCCAGAGGGUCCACAGCUCUGGUCAGUCACUCCCCUGCUCCAAGCCCUUCCAUGGCUCCCCAUUGCCCGAGGCUUGGGUCAGAGCUUCUGAGCCUGGCUCCCCUGCCUCCUGACCCAGUCCCAUCGCAGUCUCCAGCCCCGCCUCAUUUCCCAGCAUGCACAUCGAACUCCAGCUCCCUGUCCUCCAAACCCUUGCCGUAGUACAUUUCUAUGUCUGGGUCCUCACCUGUGUGUUCCUGACACCCACAGUGCCUCCCCAACACCAGCACGUGUCUGACCACCAGCCCUCCAAGGCAUUGCUCAGCCUAAGCAGCCAGUAAUCGAAGUUUACUUUUAUUAUAUUUUCCUUUUAAGCUUACGGUUGGCAGAGUCAAUGUCUGUCACUCUCGGCCAAACAGUCCUAAGAGACACACUAUUUCUAAGUAAUUGAGUUUGGGUUUGUAGACUUCCUCUGACCCUCUGCCC